Molecule: messenger RNA, 1139 nt
Organism: Paramecium octaurelia
Lineage: Eukaryota; Ciliophora; Oligohymenophorea; Peniculida; Parameciidae
Source: the annotation of a GenBank genome assembly
AUGAAAUCCAUUAUUGUUAUAAUAAAGGGGAGCAUGAUAAAGCAUUAAAUAAUUAUUGUUAUGCAAUACAACUUGAUCCCAAACACCCUAUAGCUUACAUUAACAGAGGUGAAGUAAUUGAUCUGAUUUAGGGGUACUUUAUAAAUAAAUGGGCAAUUUAGAAAAUGCAUUAAAUGAUUAUGAUUAAGCAAUACUAAUUGAUCAUUAAAACGUUGAAGCCUACUCAAAAAGAGAUGAAUUUUUUAAUCUAAUUUAGGUUUGAUAUAUUUGUAAAAGUAUGAUAUUGAAAAAGCGUUAAACGAUUGUAAUUAAAUAUUAUAACUUGACUCUUCAAAGAAGGGAGCAUAUUUUUUAGAGGUAAAUCCAAUUAAUUAUUUAGGUUUACUUUAUUUUUUAUCUAAUGUUAUAGAGAAGGCAUUCUAUGAUUUAAAUAAAGUACGAGAACUUUAUCAUGAAAAUGUUUAUGUCAUCAGCAACAGAAGUACAUUUUUCAUCUAAUUUAGUUUUAAUUUAUUAGCAAAUGGGAAAGAUAGAAAAAGUUUGCUAGGAUCUUAAUUAGGCGAUAAAUCUUAAUCCUUCCCCAUUUUUUAUUUCCUACUUUUAAAGGGGUAAAUUAAUAAUCUGAUUUAGCCUAUUAAUAUAUUCUAAUGGGAGAUUUCUAAAAGGGAUUAGUUGAUUUGAAUUAAGUAAUAUAACUCUAGCCAAAAUUCUCUCCUUCUUAUUUUUAAAGAGGUGAAAUAUUAAAUCUUAUAUAGGUUUUACUUAUUUUCAAAUGGAUCAAACAGACACGCAUUCUAAAAUUUUAUUGAAACGAUAUAAGUUUACAUUAAUCGAGGUGAAUUAUUUAAUUAGAUUAAGGUAUAAUUUAUGAUUAAAUGGGUGAUUCAGAAAAUGCAUUAAAUGUUUACAGUUAAGCAAUAUAAUUAUUUCUGAAUAAUUGAAACUCUUCACUGUUACCGGUGUUUAAAUAAGUACUUAAUCUACCAGCAAUUUCAAACUUGUUGAAGAUUCAGACCGAUUGAAUUCUUCUCGCUAUAUCUUUUUUGGUAUAUCAUAAAUUUAAUUUAGGUCUAUUUUUUAAGCAAUGGGAAAUGAGAAAAAGAGCAUUAAAUGAGUUCAAUUAAGCAAUAAAAACUUGA